GUUUGGCUCCUGUCGGCUCCCGUACUCGGCUUGAUUGUUUUGGCAGUGUUCGCUAAAGACAGCUGGUGGGAAAACCCGUUGUGUGGCAUCAUGUCGGACAAAAGCGAGCUGAAGGCUGAGCUGGAAAGGAAGAAGCAACGUUUGGCACAAAUCAGAGAGGAGAAAAGAAGAAAGGAGGAGGAGCGCAAGAAAACAGCAGACCAGCAGAAAGAUGCCGUGGUUCACCAGGAGGACUCCGACCUGGAGAAAAAACGGCGUGAGACUGAGGCUUUCCUACAGAGUGUGGGUUUAGCCACAGAUGCUCCUGUUGUCCCUCCUCCCACGUCUCCCACUGCCAAAUCGGCGGGUACGCCAAGUGAGGCAGGGAGCCAGGACUCUGAUGGAGCCGUGGGACCCAGGACUCUGCACUGGGACUCUGACCCAUCCACUCUUCAGCUUCACUCUGAUUCUGAGCUGGGGUACUGGACAAUCUCUUCUCUCCUUUCCUGGCGUGGAACUCCAAAACUGGGAAUGGCCAAAAUCACGCAAGUGGACUUCCCACCCCGUGAAACGGUGUCCUACACCAAAGAGACCCAGACGCCGGUCAUGACUCAGACGAAAGAAGAGGAAGAAGAGGAGGAAGAAACUGCUCCACCUCAAGAAAUCACCCAGGCUCAAACGGAGAAGCCGGACCAGAAGGAGGAGGAGGAAGUACCCCCCCACGAAUUGACCGAGGAGGAGAAGCUGCAGAUCCUGCACUCGGAGGAGUUUGCGAAUUUCUUCGACCACAGCACCCGCAUUAUCGAGCGGGCGCUCUCCGAGCACGUGGACCUCUUCUUUGACUACAGCGGCCGUGACCUGGAGGAGAAGGAAGGUGAAAUUCAGGCUGGAGCGAAGCUUUCGCUCAACAGGCAGUUUGUGGACGAGCGCUGGUCCAAACAUCGGGUCGUCACCUGCCUCGACUGGUCUCCCCAGUAUCCUGAACUCCUGGUUGCUUCAUACAACAACAACGAGGAAGCUCCUCACGAGCCAGACGGCGUGGCCCUGGUGUGGAACAUGAAGUACAAGAAGGCCACGCCAGAAUACGUCUUCCACUGUCAGUCUGCAGUCAUGUCGGCCGCGUUUGCCAAGUUCCACCCGAACGUGGUGGUGGGGGGGACGUACUCGGGCCAGAUCGUCCUGUGGGACAACAGAAGCAACAAGAGGACCCCUGUUCAGAGGACACCACUGUCAGCAGCAGCACACACGCACCCGGUGUACUGCGUGAAUGUGGUGGGCACCCAGAACGCGCACAACCUGAUCAGCAUAUCCACGGAUGGAAAGAUCUGCUCGUGGAGUCUGGACAUGCUCUCCCAGCCGCAGGACAGCAUGGAGCUGGUGUUCAAGCAGUCCAAGGCUGUGGCCGUCACCUCCAUGUCCUUCCCUCUGGGGGACGUCAACAACUUUGUGGUGGGCAGCGAGGACGGCUCGGUCUACAUGUCGUGUCGUCAUGGAAGCAAAGCAGGCAUCAGCGAGAUGUUCGAGGGCCACCACGGCCCCAUCACGGGGAUCCACUGCCACACAGCUGCAGGGCCGCUGGAUUUCUCCCACCUGUUCGUCACGUCUUCCUUUGACUGGACCGUCAAGCUGUGGAGCACAAAGAACAACAAGCCGCUGUACUCGUUUGAAGAUAACUCGGACUAUGUGUACGACGUCAUGUGGUCGCCCACUCACCCCGCUCUGUUCGCCUGUGUGGACGGCGUCGGUCACCUGGACCUGUGGAACCUGAACAACGACACCGAGGUUCCCACCGCCAGUGUCACCGUCGACGGUAACCCGGCUCUGAACAGGGUCAGAUGGGCCAACUCGGGCAGAGAAAUCGCCGUGGGAGACUCUGAUGGACAAGUUCGUGUUUAUGAAGUCGGAGAGCAAAUUGCAGUUUCCGGACGAAACGACGAGUGGAACCGGUUUUGCCGCACGUUGGCGGAGAUCAAUGAGAACAGGGACGACGCGGAGGAGCUGGCAGCUCAGCGCCUGGCUGCCUGAGCCUUUCCACCGCGCACGCGACGUUUAAGGGACCAGUGGCGCGCUUCUCGAUAUCAACCCUGUUCUGAAAGAAGGAAAAAAUGGCAAGACGCUGGAAGAGAAGAGCAGAGGAUUGUUUGAUUUUUCUAUACCUUCUAAAGUUAGAAAGCUGGCCUUUUUCUCAGUUAGCUGGACUGCCAGCAGUCUUCCUAGGAUAACUCAAGCAGCAGGGCUCAUCGACCCCAGACACUAACAGCCAUAGUCACAGUCAUCCUGUCUUCUACCAGAUGCCUUAAAGUUUAUUUUUAAUUUUGACUGUACCCAUCUUUAUUCACGGCAUGAUGACGAGGGCCUUAAUUUUUCAGUUUUCCCAAGCCAAAUACGAGCUCUUAUCCGCAUGAAAAUCAGAGCUAUUCUCCAUUUUCACCAAAGUCGUAGUGAAGCAAUCACAUCUCUGCACGCCCAGGAAUGUAAACAUCUCACAGCUGUAGCAAAAUGUUCUCAUCUCGCUUCUUCAGACUCCGAUCACGCAAACAUCUGUUUGUAAAGGAGAGGAACGUUCGGUGUCUCUGGUUCGAUAUUGUUUUCUACUGUACCGGUCUUCACUCAAUCACCCGAGAGAGCUGGAAAUACCCACAAUACCUAAGAAUGAUCUUGUAUGCUGUAAGUGCUCAGUGAUUCCAUGUGUGUCACGUUCAUCAGGGGAUCUGAAUCGUGGUGUCAAAACUGGGAAUGUACUUUCACAAGUAGAAACCAACAGUUUGAAUGAUUUAUUUCAAUAAAAUACAAU
This is a messenger RNA of Salarias fasciatus (jewelled blenny), 2773 nucleotides long. RefSeq names its product dynein, cytoplasmic 1, intermediate chain 2a (gene dync1i2a). The transcript has 17 exons. The record is from RefSeq and is a predicted model, not a curated record. Lineage: Eukaryota; Metazoa; Chordata; Actinopteri; Blenniiformes; Blenniidae. Gene Ontology annotation, molecular function: dynein heavy chain binding; dynein light chain binding. Gene Ontology annotation, cellular component: cytoplasmic dynein complex. Gene Ontology annotation, biological process: transport along microtubule. The coding region runs from base 91 to 2004 and encodes 637 amino acids.